AUGGAAGCCCUCCCGCAGCUGCCUGUCCCGCACGGACAGCUUGCUCGUUACAUCUCUGACAAUGCCGACAAGUCCAUGGUUGAGAUCAUGGAGCCCUAUCGCAAGUUCGAAGCAGGACUUCGUGGUGUCUUUGCCCAGGACCGCCAGAAUCCCGCUCUCAAUGACCCGUACAUCAACGUCUUGCCCCUUUUUACGGAGGAUACCAGUUGCAUCACUACGCGAGCUCGAGAUCUCGCUUCCGAGACGGAAGAGGAAAAGUCAAAGUACAUCAUGGCGCUUCCCGAUGAGCAACGCCGAGCACAUGGUUCUCCGGCCACUGUCGGUAGCAUCGCUGAGUUUCAAAAGAACUUCAAUCUCUUCUCGGAGUCAUCCCUCUCGGAGCUCGAUUGGAGCAAUGUCGUCGCUGCUGGCUCGUCUGUCGUCAAUUGUCUCCUGCCCGUUCCCGACGCCUUCAAUGUGAACAAGCGCAAGCUCCGCGAAUACUACCACGAAAAGUUCUGCCCCGCAUCUGACGUUGACCUGUUCCUCUAUGGGCUUACUCACGAUGAAGCUGUUGAAAAGAUCAAGAAAAUUGAACAAGCCAUCCGAGAUGCCAUUCUUACCGAGGUUACAGUGGUGCGCACAAAAUAUGCCAUUACAAUUGCCAGCCAGUACCCCGUUCGUCAUGUUCAGAUUGUUCUGCGUGUUUACAAGUCCAUCAGCGAGAUUCUUACUGGCUUCGAUAUUGACGCGGCGGGAGGAGCGUAUGACGGCAAACAAGUCUACGUCACCCCUCGCGCGCUUGGAAGCUUCAUCACCCAGGUCAAUCACGUCGAUCUAAGCCGCCGUAGUCCCUCUUACGAGAACCGUCUCUCCAAAUACUCUCAUCGAAACUUUGAGGUAUAUUGGGCUGACCUGGACCGCAAGCGUGUCGACCCAACCAUUUUUGAACGAAGCUUCCAGCGGACCCUUGGCCUAGCCCGUCUUCUGGUCCUCGAGCGUCUGCCCACUAGUUCUGCAAGAGAAACUUAUCAGAACAAAAGACGCCUGGAAAGGGGCAGGCCCCAAAUUCAUCGUCAGAAUUUCCGCCUGUUUGGAAACAUCAAGGGCAACCACGAGGAUGAAGUCUCUGAUUGGCUGUCUGAGGAAGAUGUCAGCAACUACCAUACCUUCACUGUCCCGUAUGGAGAAAAGUUUCACGCGAGGCGUAUUGAGAAGCUCUGCUACACAAGAGAUUUGCUCUUGAAUGCAGAGUGGAAUCAACCCAAGGACCGCAAGGUUUACUUGCAUCGCCACCCCGCAUUCUUCGGUCGAGUUCAAGAUGUCAUUGAGGAUUGCUGCGGCAGCUGUCCAGUCCCCGUCACCAACGAGGAAAAGGAGGUUUCUGAAAAAGAAGCGGAGAUUUACAUCUCUGGCAAAGUCUCGUUCAUGAUUGAUGACCCUGGCCGACAACAAAUUGGCUCCUUCAACCCUCUGACUGAGCAAGAUUGGACCGACAUGGCCUAUGUUGGAAAUACCGCACGACUAUGCCAGUCCAUUGUCGAUGGCGAUAUGGAUGACGUUAAGAAUUGGUUGUCUCAAGAAGGAGCAGACCCUAAUCAGAGAGAUUACACGGGCAGAUCGCCUCUCCAACUGGCAGUUACCUCUUCCACUGCCGAAAUUGUCAAAUGUCUUGUCGACCAUGGAGCACGCCUGACAGCAAGACUGGCAGAUGGGAAAACGGCUCUUCACCUGGCUGCCGCCCGUGGCGACGCGGAGAUUGUUAAGAUUCUGAUGGAGAAGAGUAUCAGCAACGAAGAGGAAGAGAAUUGCAAGCAAAAUAAGAAAGAAUGCGCUUCGAAGCAGUCGACUGUCGCCAAAGCCGAAGCUGAGUCAACGUCUCAAGAAUCAGGUGACCGCGACGAAGAAGUCGAAAUUGAAGAUGAGGAUGAAGAUGGAGAGCUUGUCGACGCCACAGAAACGGCUGCAGAUGUCGUUUCUGUUGUUACGGGCUCUUUUGUCAAGGUCAAAGACAGUACCAAUGCCGAUGAGGAUCACCUCCCAGAAGAGUCUGAAGACGAACCAGACUACUACCAGAUUGACCUUCUGGCAUGGGACAUCCCUUGUUCUCCUCUGCAUCUCGCCAUUGUGCAAGGUCACGAGCAUAUUGUUGAGCUCCUUUGUGAUUACGGCGCUGAUUCCAUUCUUCCUGUCAAAAUUUUGAGCGACCACGAAAAUGCAGCUAUCCUCACUCUUGUGCUCGCCCUGUCUCUGCCGCCCGAGAAGGCCAAGUCCAUGGCAGAGCGGUUGCUGAGACUCGGUGCCAUGUGCUCCCAAGCUGACAGCAAUGGAUACACUGCUUUCCACCGCUAUUUGAAGAGUGGAAAGUCUGAGAUGGUGGAUUUACUUCUCACCAACGACAAGGCUGCCGCCAAAGCAGCCGUGAAUCAUCUCUUAAUGACGGGGUAUUCUUGGAACAUGAGCGUUGAGGCCCCGCUCCAGGUCGCCAUUGAGAAUGGUGACAGCGUCAUGGCCUUGAAACUCCUGGAAAUUGGCGCAAAGCCAGAGAUCGAUUUUGAUACUUGGUUGAAGGCUACCAAUUUCGCCAACGAUGGAAAUUUCUCCUCCAACAAUCUAGAAGAGAACAAGAAACAGUUCAAGAGGAACGUUGAGCAGCCCUUGCUGUUCGCGGUUCGAGCAGCAAACGCGGAUGUCGCUCUUCGACUGAUUGAGGGAGGAGCAAAUGUCAACUGCCUCACGGCCACCUCAGAGCAACUGAUCCAAAAUACGUACAUGAGGUCAUACAACAAAGGCGAGUCGGUUCUCGAUGUUCUUCAGCACGUUAUCAAAAAGCUUAGUGAGCCCGAAGAAGAGAGUUCAUCUCCGAACAAGCCUAGGUUGCUACCUGGAAUGGAUGAGUACUUGGCCAAGCUCACGCCUGGCUCAUAUCUUCAUGCACUUGUGUCAUAUGAUAUCAAAAACAAAAAGAAGAUCUUCGAAGCUGGUAUCAAAUAUUACGAGGAGGAGUCCAAGAAGGUCGAGGCAAGAGGCGGCGCCAAGGAGAAACAGGAGGCUAUUGAUUCAGCGAUCUCCGAGUUGAAAAGGAUCGAAAAGGCAAUGAUCGAUGCCGGCGCGAAGACUUUUGCUGAAUUGUACCCCGACAUUGAGACGGCCAAGGAGAACAAUGGCAGUCGGUACUAUGCACCUGAGAAAGAAAAAGAUGCAGUCUACAAAUUCGACCUUUGGUUUCAGAACGAUCGUACCAUGACGGACAGCCGAAGAGAAGGAUACAUCGAACUAAUGGAGGCAGCCUGGCAAGGCGAUAUCAGCAAGAUCAAAUCGUUGACGCUUCAGCCUUGGGGACCCGAUCAGGCUCAGCCACCUCUCAUGGCUGAUAUUCGUGAUAAUCACAACCAUGCGCCAUUUUCCUUUGCAUUUCUGAGAGGUCAUUAUGCUACUGCAAAAGCGAUUCUUGAAAUCAUUCAAGCGCAGUGGACCCCGAAGGAGGUGGACGAGGUCCGGUACAAGAUCGAGGGGGAAAACGAUGACGAAGAGGAUUACGAGUACAGCGACGAUGGGGAAAGCGACGGCGAUUCAGAGAACCACGUUCGGAUAGUCUCGGAAAAGGUGGACAAGAAGUACACAAUCGACAACAUUGGCGAAGUUUCGAUGGAAGUUAGGUCGCACACCAAGCCUGCUGAACGGCUCAUGGCUGGGUUCCGGGUGUUCACGCUCGAGAACGGUGAGUUCCAAGACGGCGAAGUAUAUGGUACCCUUUUCGCGCAUGUGAUCAAAAACGACGACAUGACUGGUCUCAAGGAGUUGCUGGACAUGGCACAGCACUUCUCUGAGGCUCCAAAGGCCGGCGAUGAGGAGAGGAAGUCAACUUUCACAUUCAAGGACGAUGAUUUCAUCCUGGCUGUGAAGUCCGGAAAUACCCAGGCGCUUCGUCAGAUCAUCAAGAAGACAGGCGCUGGCGUGCCACUGGACAAUCUCGUCAAAAAGAGUGGCGUCGCAGUGAAGCAAAAACCGCGAUACUACCAAGGCUUGACUGUAUAUGGCAAAAAGAGAAAUGAUUGGGCGACUGCCGGACGCAACAUGGUUGUCCGAACAUCAGGCGUUCAAACGCCACCACUCCUGCAUGCUGCGCUCGGAGGCCGGCUUGAAUGUGUCGAGUUUUUCCUAAGCGAUGUUCCGCAUCGACUUUAUGCCGAAUACUCGAGGACGAAGCAAGCAAGAGAGGAUUCCCGAUUGAAACACCUGAUGGAUGCUCCUGGCGGGUUCAGCCGGGCAAUUUCGAAAUGGCUUGGUGCUGACAAUGAACUCGUGCUUCAUUGCGCUGUCAUGGCAAAUCCAAGCCAGGAAGCGAACGAACUUGUGGAAUAUUUGGUUGAGACUUGCCCCAGUUCUCUGGAAAAGAAGGCUGCAGGCGGAUGCACUCCGUUGAUGAUUGCUUACCAGCUUGGGCGAAUUGAGUUCGCCAAGAUCCUGAUCGCGGCUGGUGCAGAUCAGUCUACAAGGAACGAUAAGGGCGAAAACAUCGUUCAUGCAGUGAUCAAACCAGACAGCCCCGUCUGUCGCACCAGAACCUUGCUGAACCUAUUGGACUCUGAUCUGCGCAAGCAUUUAUUCCAGCAGCGCCAAAGUCUCAAGGAGAACGGCACGACGCCGCUGCAUUCCUGGAUCUUGGCAUAUGGUAGCCGCAACUACAACUCCGCCUCAACAAAGAAAGUUGUCGCCAUGCUCAAGCUCAUUCUAGAGUAUUCAAACGGCGAGGAGUUGGACAUGCUGAACGGGGCCGGUGACACGUGCCUGCACAGCGCCAUCUCUUUAGGCCAGUUGGCCAUUGUCAGGUGCCUCAUCGACUUCCGACCGCAACUGCUAUACCGUGAGAGCGCGGUUGGCCGGACCCCGUCCGAGCUCGCCAGCGACCUGUUAAAGGCAAAGGUAUUCGAGCACCGGCGCUCCCAUAGGGGCCGUAGCAGUGGCAACAAUAGCAGCGCACUGGCGCUAAAGGAGCGUGGCGAGGCUGAGUUCCUACUCGACAAGCUGGCGCAGGACGAGCUGCUCAAGAAAAAGGCCGAGGGUAUGCAGAAGGCGUCGGGCCUCGCAGAGACGUACACGCCGCACGAGCUGGCACGCAUCCUCGGCGCCAUGGGCCUCGAAAACCCCAAGGACUGGGACCGCAACGAUCUGCAGACGCCGGACCUCAGCGCCCUCGUGAUCUGGGACCUAUGCAGCGUCGCAGUACGCCGCCACGCGGGCAAGCGCCGCCUCGUGAGCCUCAACGAGGCCAAUGACGUCGCACGGCGCCUAGGCGAGAGCGACGUGACGUCCCGCUACUUUAGUGUUAACAGCCGCCACGCCGAGGACGACGCGGAAUCGGACAAUGAAUCGGACGAGGGCAAAAAGCUGUCCGACUUUGUACACAACUCGCUGCAGCAUGCUGGUGAGUGGCUUGUCCAGGAGCGCGAUGAGAAGUCGAAGGAAGCGAUCCCAAAAUGUGCGCAGUGCGGGGAGCGCCACAGUGACGAGGAGUAG
Molecule: messenger RNA, 5499 nt
Organism: Cordyceps fumosorosea ARSEF 2679
Lineage: Eukaryota; Fungi; Ascomycota; Sordariomycetes; Hypocreales; Cordycipitaceae
Product: ankyrin repeat protein
Exons: 5
Coding region: 1-5499 (1832 amino acids)
Molecular function (GO): protein binding
Source: RefSeq, a predicted model, not a curated record